GCCGGGCCGAGCCGAUCGGAGCCGAACCGGGCCGAGAGCGCUGCGGCUGUGGACGGGCGGAGCGGCUCGGCCCCCCGCCCCUACCCCGACCCCCGGAGCGAGGCGGGGGCCGCAGCCAUGCCCCCCGGUGAUUGAGGCCCGCGGGGUGCCCGCAGCAUGAGGAGGGUCCGGCGCUUGGUGCACCUGGUGCUGUUCUGCCCCAUUUCCAAGGGCCUGCAGAACCGCCUUCCAGGCAUCAAGGUGAAGUACCUGCUGGUGGUGUGGCUGGGCAUCUUCGUGGGCAGCUGGGUGGCCUACAUGCAUUACUCAUCCUACUCUGAGCUCUGCCGUGGCCACGUCUGCCGGAUGAUAAUCUGCGACCAGUACAAGAAAGGAAUCAUUUCUGGCUCCACAUGCAAAGAUCUGUGUGAGGAGCACAGCCUCCGCUUCCAGCACUGCCUGUCCUCCUCUCCCACCCAGCAGGUUUACAUUGGGCUCUGGAAGGAGAAAGAGGUGAUCAUCAAAUGCGGCAUUGGAGAGGCCCUGAAGGCAGAUGGGAACCCGGACUCCGUGCCCAGGAGGGAUGUGGUUCUCUUUGACAAACCGACUCGAGGGACAUCGAUGGAUGAGUUUAAAGAAAUGCUGCUGAACUUCCUCAAGUCCAACCUUGGAGAUCAGACCUCUCUUCCAGCCUUGGUGAGCCAAAUCAUCACCAUGGCAGACGUGAACCGGGAUGGGAAGGUGUCUUUAGCAGAGGCCAAAUCCAUUUGGGCGCUACUUCAGCUCAAUGAGUUUCUUCUCAUGCUCUCCUUGCACGAGAAGGAACACACUUCCAAGCUGCUCGGGUACUGCGGGGAUCUCUACAUCACGGAGAAGAUCCCUCACAACUCCCUCUAUGGAGCAGACAUCCCUGCCUUCCUGCAGUCACUGCUGCCUGCUGCUGCCCACCAGCUCAUCCACCAGUGGUUUGCACCAGCCUGGCCCCGACGGGCCAAGAUCACCAUUGGGCUGCUGGAGUUUGUGGAGGAGAUAUUCCACGGGACCUAUGGGAACUUCUACAUCUGCGAGACCAGCUCUAGGAAUGUGGGUUAUAAUGAUAAAUACGACUUCAAGAUGGUCAACCUGAGGAAGGUGGCGACAGAGAUGACAAUCAGAGGGUUCCUCAAAGGGCGUCACUGUGAGCAGAACGUGGACUGCACCUAUGGGAAGGACUGCAUGGCCACUUGUGACAAGCUCAUGAAGCAGUGCAAAAGUGACAUGGUGCAGCCCAACCUGGCCAAGGUCUGCGGGCUGCUGCAGGACUACUUGCUGUAUGGGGCACCGCCUGACUUGAAAGAGGAGCUGCAGAAGCAGCUCCGAACUUGCAUGACCCUGAGCGGCUUGGCCAGCCAGAUGGAAGUGCACCAUUCUCUUGUGCUGAACAACCUCAAGACCUUGCUCUGGAAGAAGAUAUCCAACACCAAAUAUUCCUAAUGGGGUCCAGAGUUUAGAAUCUGAAAUCCCAAAGUUCAGCCAAGGCUCAAAGGCCUGCUUCCUCAUCCUCUCCCCUGCAGGAAAAAAUACACCCUACCCAGGGAGUUCAGCAUAGCUGCAGCGCCUUUGCUUCCAUGAAAAGCCAAACAUCUCGACUUCCACCACCCAGCAGGAUCGUUGGUUGUCUGCACUGACAGCUGUGAAGCCGGGCUGAACAAGUCUGGGGGAAGGAGGAGGAAAGAGAAGGAAGCAGAGCCCAGCUGGAUGCAUCUGCUUCUUGAUUAACAGGAAAGCAGUGCAGAAAAGAUGAGAAUGAAUCAUUCAUGCUGUACUUGUCACAUCUUAUUUUGAUGAACAUCUCUGAAGUAAAUAAAGAGCUUUUACGUGAAUCACACCACUACAUCAAUAGCAAAACAACAGCCUUUUAAGUACCAGCAUUCUUGUGAUCUAAAAAGAAGGAUGAAAAAAAGGUAGAUUUUCAAUUCAGGAAGUCCCUCCUUAAGCAUCUGAAUCAUCUACCAUGAGAUCCAGCCACAGCUUAGGAAGUGGAUAAGCUGCCUUUUCCACAGCAGAGAAUCCUGGCAAUUGUUUCACUGCUUUUUGUUUAAGUGCCUGACCCAUGACAGUGAUACGAUGGCUUUGGUGAGGAUCUCCACCCAGCUGCUUCUGCCUGUAGUGUCAAACUGUCUGCCAGCAGGUACACGGGCCAUUUCCCCUUCACGUGCCAAGUUUGGAAGCACAUAAGGCAAGAAGAGCUUAAAGGAAACCUAAGGGCUACAACCAGAUUGGUUCUGACCAGCUACCAUAUAUUCUCCACGUGUUACUUCCCACAACGUUCAAUCACACACAAGGAUAAGCCAACCUUUCAGUUUAAUGCUCUAAGCUGGGUCACCACUGCAGAGGUUAAAGAUUAAUGCCAGAAUAAUCCACUUCUUCACCCAUUAUCCAAAUGAAUUUCCAGAGAACCUCUCAGCAGGUAACAUUUGCUUGGCUGUGUAAAUACUGCAGCUCUUUACCUGCUCUCUGUUUCCUUUCAAUGCUCUCUUGCAGCAACCUUUCAAAACCUUCAGGUAGGAGAGGAAGAGUUUAUGCAGAUGACCUCAAGCGUGCUCGGUUCCCAGCACUGUUCCCAGCACUGUUUCUGCUGGCAGUGUAUGCUGCUGCUCCUGCCAACAAUUGCUUAGCAAAGUGGAGCAUAUAUCUGAAGUACAGUCACUGAGGGGGAAAAAAAAGAAUACAUUUAAACAGUAUAUAUAUGGUCUGUGGAGGUAAUCUGCAGUGUCACAGCUGCAAAAUUAUGGGCCCUUUGGAGGAUAAAUAUCAGCAUUUCCUUCUAUUAGUUCUAUAGGAUCAUCAUUACCUCUCACUAUUAUUUAUGAAGGAUAUGUUUCAGUGUCAACAGCGCUCUAAAUCUAGCAGGGAGCUAGCACAGCUUGCUCCCUGCAAAGGAGUCAGCUCCACAGCAUCAUUCAUCUGUGGGAAGGCUGAUCAUUUGUACAAUUCCUGUGUGUUUGAAAGGUUGCAAGUCAUUCAGUCUGUUGGAGCCAGCCACCCAUAAUGCAGUGGUGAUACUCCACCUCCAGGCACUGUGCUGCUAAAUGCAGGGACAGAUCCCUGUGCCAGCAUGGAAAGGCUGUUUGGUGGGGAGGGAGGGCAAGGAUUGGAGUUCUUUCAGUGAGGCUUCACAUAGCUAUGCCCAGCUCCAUGCCUGUUGUCCCAUGGCAACUAGUUCCACUGACAAGAUCAUUUCCCUCUGCUAUGAGCAACAAAAACCUAACAACCAUACCAAAUCUCAUUUACAAGAAAGCCAUUUUUCACCCUUCCAUCUAUUCCAAACCUUAAACUCUGCUCUGACAAAUGGCACUCCUACUUCAUUUCAUCCCCACUGCUCCCCUCCCCAAAAGCUAUUACAUAAAGCAGCAGGUAAGCAACUAGAGAUGGACAAAAACAUGUAUUCUUUUCUUGCUUACCUACAUCACCAUAAAUACCAUCUUCAGGCAUUUACAAUGAGAAAUUGUUCAGGAAAAGACAGCCCAUGUACUGAAGGGAAAUAGCUCAGACACUUUAUUCAAAUAAAAGACUUUUGACAAAACCCAGGACGUUAACGUGUUAUUAUUCUGCAUUCCCCAUUACCAGCACUGGACAGGCACCUGGGAUUCAGACUUACCUAUGACUCACACAUCCCAAGAGCACCAAGUUUCAUCAUCACUAACACAAUGCACAAGUGUUUUCAAACAAGUGAUUAUGGUUUACGAGCUGCAGUACAACAUGGAAGAGAAAUGACUCAAGGCAAAGCUAUUUUACAUUGUAACGCCUCCUCCCAACUUUCCACAUUAACUGGAAAAGGAGCAAGAGCCAGAACACUGAAAGGCUGAUAACCCAACAUGAACAGAUGCUGCUGCUUUAGCAGUGCAAAAGGUUUAAGUGCUAGAAGGGGAAUGAGGUAGGAAGCAAGCUUACAAACUUUAUUGUUUAAGGUUAAAAAAACAAGAAUCACAAUUCUCAUAUCCACA
Messenger RNA from Coturnix japonica (Japanese quail), 3965 nucleotides. RefSeq names its product divergent protein kinase domain 1B (gene DIPK1B). NCBI's taxonomy places the organism in Eukaryota, Metazoa, Chordata, Aves, Galliformes, Phasianidae. The record is from RefSeq and is a predicted model, not a curated record.